AUACAGCCCCAUUCUCUCUCACAUGCUGCACAGAUUCUCCUCCAAACAAACACACCCCAACACAAUUUUAAAAAUCAAUAUUUAUUUAUUUAGUCGGCGCCCCCCUUCCCCAAAAAAACCCCACUUCAGAAACCCCGGCCCGUCGCCGGCGGCGGAAAAUCAGCCGACAAAAUGACCUCCAGACCGAUUUCCGGCGCGAGCCACAGCCACAGCCACUAUCCUCCUCCGUCGUCCUCCGCCGGCGCAUCCUUCCGCGGCUGCUGCUGCUGCCUCUUCCUCCUCUUCUCCUUCCUCGCGCUCCUCGUCCUCGCCGUCGUCCUUGUCGUGGUCCUUGCUGUGAAGCCGAAGAAACCGGAGUUCGAGCUCCAGCAGGUCGCCGUCCAGUACGUCGGCAUAAAUCCGACCACCGCCUCCUCGGCGACGGUGUCGCUCGCCGUCCGGAUGCUCUUCGCCGCGAGGAACGACAACAAGGUCGGAAUCAAGUACAGGGAAUCGAGGUUCAGCAUCAUGUACCGCGGCAUCCCCCUCGGCCGGGGAGCCGUGCCGGGGUUCUACCAGCCGGCGCACAGCGUCCGUCGGAUCGAAACCAUCAUAGCCGUCGAUCGCGUCAGCCUGCUGCAGGCGGACGCCGCCGAUUUGCUCAGGGACGCCUCCUUGAACGACCGGGUCGAGUUGCGGGUCGUCGGCGAUGUCGGAGCCAAGAUCCGAAUCCUCGGGUUCACUUCACCCGGCGUGCAGGUAUCAGUGGAUUGCACUAUAGGGAUCAGUCCCAGAAAGCAAAGCCUAAUUUACAAACAGUGCGGAUUCGAUGGCCUUGCUGUCUGAACUCUCUCUCUCUCUCUCUCUACUCUCCUCAUCAUCAUCAGUCAUCUAACACACUUUUGCUCUAUCUAUAUAUCUUUACACAAAUAUUAUUAUUAUUAUAUAAAUAUUGCAAAAGUAAAUUACCAACGUGGGUUGGAAAGGAAAACUAAAGCAAAGGCAGUUAGACAGACAAAACUCAGUGAGUUUUCCAUCUCAAUCUCAAUCUCAAUCUCAAUCUCUGCAAGGGAAGGUGAGAUCAUUACUUACAUUACAUUUCAUUACAUGCAUAUUGAUAUUGAUUAUUUUCUUUGUAACAUUAUUCUUUACAUUGCCUAGCUGGCUGCAUUUUUGCACUCUUCUCUGCCCCUAACCA
This is a messenger RNA of Andrographis paniculata, 1177 nucleotides long. RefSeq lists its product as uncharacterized. Lineage: Eukaryota; Viridiplantae; Streptophyta; Magnoliopsida; Lamiales; Acanthaceae. The record is from RefSeq and is a predicted model, not a curated record. The coding region runs from base 172 to 825 and encodes 217 amino acids. The transcript has 2 exons. Gene Ontology annotation, cellular component: plasma membrane.